Glycine soja is the source of this 2192-nucleotide messenger RNA. RefSeq names its product probable L-type lectin-domain containing receptor kinase S.7. The transcript has a single exon. Gene Ontology annotation, biological process: protein phosphorylation. NCBI's taxonomy places the organism in Eukaryota, Viridiplantae, Streptophyta, Magnoliopsida, Fabales, Fabaceae. Gene Ontology annotation, molecular function: protein kinase activity; ATP binding; carbohydrate binding. The coding region runs from base 164 to 2170 and encodes 668 amino acids. Gene Ontology annotation, cellular component: plasma membrane. The record is from RefSeq and is a predicted model, not a curated record.
GAUCCUUGUUUAGUUUAUUUGCAUGGGGAAGUAACAGUUAACAACAAAGUAGCUAAGCCCAUUCAUAAUAACAAAAUAGCAGUCCAUCAGCACGAACAAGGAUAAAAAAAUGAGUUCAUAAUGCACAUAGUGCUAAAAAAAUGCAAAAUAAAGAUACCUCCACAUGCAGUACACGCAACAACCACUUCUCUUCAUUUUCUUGUUGAUUCUUGGAGCCACGUCGUUCAUGGCCAUGGAUUUCACCUUCUUCUUCUUCUUCUUCAUCUUGACGUUGUUAUUGUGGGAGGUGGCAGUAGCAGACAACGUGAGCUUCGACUUCCCUUCUUUCACUCUCAACAACAUCACCCUCCUCGGCGAUUCCUCUCUCAGAAACAACGGCGUCGUAAGACUCACCAACGCCGCCCCCACCUCCAGCACCGGCGCCGUUGUCUACAGCCAACCUGUCUCCCUCUUCCACGCCUCCUUCUCCACCACCUUCUCCUUCUCCAUCCACAACCUCAACCCCACCUCCUCCGGCGACGGCCUCGCCUUCUUCCUCUCCCCCAACACCACCCUCUCCCUCUCCGAACCCCUCGGCCUCCCCACCGCCACCGGCUUCGUCGCCAUCGAAUUUGACACGCGCUCUGACGACCCGAACGAGAACCACGUGGGCUUCGACGUGGACUCCAUGAAGUCCCUCGUAACCGGAGACCCCAUCUUGCACGGCAUCGACCUCAAGAGCGGCAACACCAUCGCUGCAUUGAUCGACUACAACACCCAAUACACAUUACUGAACGUUUUCUUGAGCUAUUCACGUUUUUCAAAACCCCUCCUACCUCUCCUCUCUGUCAAGUUCGAUCUUUCUCAUCACCUCAGAGACCCCGUCUACGUUGGCUUCUCGGCUUCCACUCAAGGAAGCAUCGAGCUUCACCAUAUAAAAAAUUGGACCUUUCACGCCAAAACAAUGACCACCACGUUGCACCACCCUCAUAACGUUUCCGUGGUGGAAAUUUCACGUUCCGGUGCCACCAAGAAGCGCGACAAGAGGGUUGUUGGCAUUGUUGUGGAUUCUGUUUCUUUCUUUGUGGCUUUCACAAUAUUCUUGGGGUAUGUUUUUGUUCGGAGAUGGAAGAUUGGUGGGAGAAAAGAGAGAGAGAAAGACAAGUUCCAGAAGAGUGGUUUCGUGGCGUAUCCUAGGGAGUUUCAUUACAAAGAGUUGAAGUCUGCUACAAGAGAGUUUCACCCUAUUAGGAUUGUUGGGCAUGGAUCUUUCGGAGCAGUGUAUAAGGCUUUCUUUAUAUCUUCUGGAACCAUCGCUGCUGUGAAAAGGUCAAGACAUUCUCACGAAGGGAAGACUGAGUUUCUGGAUGAACUCAACACCAUUGCUGGUUUGAGGCACAAGAAUUUGGUUCAGCUUCAAGGUUGGUGCGUUGAGAAGGGGGAGUUGCUGCUUGUGUAUGACUUCAUGCCCAACGGAAGCUUGGACAAGAUGCUUUACAAGGAACCUGAAAGGGGGAAGCUUUUGAGUUGGUCUCACAGGCAAAACAUUGCACUAGGGUUGGCUUCUGUGCUGGUUUACCUUCACCAAGAGUGUGAGCAGAGAGUUAUUCACAGGGAUAUUAAGGCUGGGAACAUAUUGCUGGAUGGAAAUUUCAACCCUAGGUUAGGGGAUUUUGGAUUGGCAAAGCUUAUGGAUCAUGAUAAGGGCCCUGUUUCCACUUUAACUGCUGGAACAAUGGGGUACCUUGCACCUGAGUAUCUUCAGUAUGGAAAAGCCACUGAUAAGACUGAUGUUUUCAGCUAUGGGGUGGUUGUGCUUGGGGUGGCUUGUGGGAGGAGGCCAAUUGAAAGAGAAGGGUCUAAGAUGUUGAAUCUGAUUGAUUGGGUUUGGCGCCUUCACUCUGAAGGAAAAGUGAUUAAGGCAGCUGAUAAAAGGUUGAAUGGGGAGUUUGAGGAGGAGGAGAUGAGGAAAUUGUUGAUUUUGGGGUUGAGUUGUGCUAAUCCUGAUAGUGCUGAGAGACCCUCCAUGAGGAGAGUGCUGCAAAUUCUAAACAAUGAGGCUGCACCACUUGCUGUACCAAAAGUGAAGCCAACACUCACCUUUUCUUCUGACCUACCUCUGCCUCUCACUAUUGAGGACAUUGUUUCAGAGGCUGAUCAAGAGUCUAUGUGCGAGAUCAAAAUUGACUGAUCAACUCAACUUAUUCUUUUCA